CAGCCUCAAGAGACACCUCUGGUCAAGCAUCCACCGCCACCCACAAUGUCAACACAUACAUAGUGUAUGAGUCCUGCAUUAUGGACCUUUUCCGGGACUGUCCUGUGUGCCAUCGUGUGUGUGACAUAAAGACCCGAAGGAUUGGUACAUUCCUUUCAGUGGAUCAGCUGUGCCCCCACUGUCAGUACUCAAGACAUUGGGAUAGCCAGCCUAUUGUAGGAAGUACUCCAGCUGGGAACCUCCAGCUCUCCACUGCAGUGUAUGUCAGUGGAGCAUCAUUCUUCAAACUUCAAAGGGUCUUCAACGCAAUGAAACUGCAGGUUUUCAAAUAUGACACCUUCCAAAGGCAUGCCAGAAUGUUCAUCGAGCCAGCUAUUGUGAACAAGUGGAAUACAUCGCAGGAAGAGAUGCUGCAGCGGCUCAGUGAGGACGAUAAAGUAAUUGUUGGUGGUGACAUGAGGGCAGACUCCGCAGGCCACUGUGCAAGGUUAGGCAGCUACACAAUGAUGGACCUCAAGACCAACACUGUUGUUGAUAUUCAGUUGGUUCAGAGCAACGAAGUGGGUGGAAGUGACCACAUGGAGAAAGAGGGUCUGAAGAGGAGUCUGGCGUUGUUGGACAAACAUGGUGUGACUCCAGAGUGCAUCGUCACCGACCGUCAUCCGCAAAUUCAAAAAUAUCUACGGGAGUGCAACAUCACCCAAUUCUAUGAUGUCUGGCACAUAGAGAAAGGAAUUUCUAAGAAACUUGAUCCAGUUGCAAAAUCAAAGGAAGGUGAGAAACUACAGAAGUGGAUGAAGAGCAUAAAAAAUCACAUCUACUGGACUGCAGAAACAUCCUCAACAGGCCCUGAGAGAGUGGCCAAAUGGACCUCCAUCCUGAACCAUGUGCAGGAUAUCCACACACAUGAGGACCCCAUUUACCCCCAGUGCACUCAUCCACUGCGCAAAACCAGGGACCCCAGGAAAUGGCUUGCAGCUGGAACUCCUGCCUUCUAUAAGCUGGAGAAAGUGCUCACUAACAAGAGGAUUCUGAAGGAUGUGGAAAAACUGAGCCCCCACCACCAGACUUCAUCUUUGGAGGCUUUCCAUAGCGCAAUCCUCCGUUUUGCUCCAAAGAAUGUUGUCUUUCCAUUUCUUGGAAUGCUGUGCAGACUUUACCUGGCGUGCCUGCAUUUCAACGAAAAUGCAAACCGGGCACAAGCAAGAUCAUCAGCUGGAGACCCACUAUUCAGACUGCAGUUCCCAAAGGCCAGGACGGGAGAAUGCAGAGCAAAAGUUGUAAAGACUGACCCGACAUUCCGAUAUGUGGAUGACCUAAUGGACCUGGUCUUUGAAAAAGUCUUUGUGGACCCGGCACCAUACACGGAGGAGAUAAUGAAGAUCAACAUCCCAGAGGACCUGUGUGCAAAUUAUGAGCGGCCAGACAAAGAGUCCGUCAUAAACGACUUUGUGUCCAGGUUCAAUGCAGUGGCAGUCUGAAUCCCUCGUAGCUGGCCAGGGCGUCAGGAAACUCCCUGCGGAUCCGCAGUACCACACAGGCCGGAAUUACAACGCGGAUCCUGCGCCCAAGGAAGCCCCAGCACCAGCUCACAAAGGUUGGACAAUAUACAUGUAUUUAGUAAACAGCGUGUCAGGAGCCAAACUUGAAAACUUAGUCAUGUUAUUAUCAGUAUGUCCCUGUUUUACUUUGUACUUUUUGAUGUGGCUUUUUACAUUUAUUGUAAGCAAUAAGAAAUAUCUCACAAUAUGAAACACUGUGGUGUGUCAAAAAUGACUUUCUUAUUUAUGGGUUCAGUGAAUCCUUUGUUUUUCUAUUCAUAUAUUAUGAGAAUGGUGUUCUAUUGAUUGAACAUAACAAUAAAGGCUUUACAGUAUCUGUAAAA
Molecule: messenger RNA, 1885 nt
Organism: Sebastes umbrosus (honeycomb rockfish)
Lineage: Eukaryota; Metazoa; Chordata; Actinopteri; Perciformes; Sebastidae
Exons: 9
Coding region: 81-1481 (466 amino acids)
Source: RefSeq, a predicted model, not a curated record